Messenger RNA from Brettanomyces nanus, 798 nucleotides. RefSeq lists its product as uncharacterized. The transcript has 2 exons. Gene Ontology annotation, molecular function: oxidoreductase activity, acting on the CH-OH group of donors, NAD or NADP as acceptor. The record is from RefSeq and is a predicted model, not a curated record. Bases 1 to 798 code for a protein of 265 amino acids. NCBI's taxonomy places the organism in Eukaryota, Fungi, Ascomycota, Pichiomycetes, Pichiales, Pichiaceae.
AUGAACUGCGAAUUUGCCGAUCCCGAACAUCUAGUGGUGAUGAUAACGGGCGGAUCGAAAGGAUUGGGGCUUGAGCUAGUAUCACAAUGGAUGAAAAGAGACAACUGCAAACAUAUAGUUGUAUUAGAUGUCUUUAAGUCGAAGGAUCUUGAGCAAUUAGAGUCGGAAAAUGGCACAAAGUUGCACUUUUAUUGCUGUGAUAUGGCUGAUAGUCAAAGCGUAGACAAGACCUACGACGAAAUAUUUGCCAAAUACAAGCGGAUAGACGUAUUAAUCUGCAAUUCUGGAGUUAGACAACGAGAGAGGUUUCUGAAUACCAAAGAGGGAGAAAUGAGAAGUAUAUUUGAAAUUAACUACUUUUCUCACGUGAAACUAGUCAGAAAAGCCAUCCAUACAUCAUGUGAAGCGGCCUAUCGACUACAUAUUGUUGUAGUUGCCUCAGUUCUUGGCUUCAUAGCGCCAAAGACACUUUGCUACUACUCCGGCACAAAAUCAUGCCUAAUUGAUUUGAUAGAUUCUAUAAGGCAUGAGCUUCGCAGGUCCAUCGCAUUGAGUGUAGUGGCUCCCGGACAGUUAUCCACGUCUAUGUUUCAAGAUGUUAAGAUAGACAAUCCGUUUCUUGCUCCUCUGGUCAACCACAAGAAACUUGCCAUGAGAAUUAUGUCCAUUAUAGAUGAAGGGUAUAACGGAUUAUUUAUGUAUCCGUUCUACUGUCGCCUAGUACCCGCACUUAGGUGUAUGCCGUUUGGGAUCUAUGAAGCACUAAGAAAGUAUAGUAAGAUGGACGAUAUUAUAUAA